ACAUUUGCUUGUAGUGGAUGUUUAUUCUUUUCAAGAUGUCUAUUGGGAACAAACACUUCUUUUCAAUUUUUAUCCGUUGAAAACUCUUCCAAAAAUCAUUUGGUUUGAUUUGAAUUUCAAUUCACGUAUUUCUUUACUUUUCAAAGUUAUUCACUCUCUUCAGAAACUUAUCUGAAUUUUAUCUCUUAUUCUGGCAUAAAUGGUUCGAACCAGAUAAAUGUGAUUCAAACCAAAAUCGUAAAUUUCCGGAUUCUGGUUUUACGUAAAUAAUUCGAAUCAUAUAAUUAUGGUUCAAACCAAAGUUACACUUUCUCAAAUGCAUUCUGUGCAAUUGCUUCGAACCAACUUUUUAUGAUUCGAACCCAAAUCCUGGAAAUAUUUUGAAAAUUCUUCAACUUUGAUAAGGCUCUACAACAAGGGCACGAGACUAAAGAGGUCAUGGAUUGGAUGCGUAUACUGGAGUCUCCGAAGUUCAUUCAUUCUGCCUACAUGAAAAAAAUUUUAUCCGAAGGCAAGAAGUGUUGCUUCGAGUGGUGUAAUCUCAAGUCUCAUUACCUACUCAGCAUGGGAGCUGAUGAGUAUGCCCAAGACGUUGUUGAACUGCUGAAAAAGAUUAGGAGAAGACAUGAAGAGGCUCUCGCAAAGACAGGACAGAAAGUGGCUGCAGCAGCUGUUAAAGAUUUCAUGCAUUUUCACUCUAUAAGCAAUGUUUGGGAGGAGAUCACGGUGGCACUGCAUAGUCCAAGAUUCAGCAACAUUGGAGUGCACGGUGAGGCUGGUAUGGGGAAAACGAUGCUGAACUGAACUUUUCCAUUGAACAAAUCUGCUUUUUACAA
Messenger RNA from Rubroshorea leprosula, 836 nucleotides. Lineage: Eukaryota; Viridiplantae; Streptophyta; Magnoliopsida; Malvales; Dipterocarpaceae. The record is from the annotation of a GenBank genome assembly.